AGCUGUACCCCCCAUUUACACCUGUAUUUCCAGGGAACUUUUCGCACAUGGAUAAACUAGGAUCUAUGUCUAGUUGUCAUAUACAUACAAUGUCUAGUUUAUCCGGGUGCAGAAAUUGGUUCCUUUUAAACCAGUGCAAUAGUUUUCACGGGGAAGGCAGACAGAGGAUUGUGCUAUUAUACAUAUGCUGAUUUUAAACCAUAAAUAAAUUUAAUUCUGCCGCUAGCCAUAAGAACUCAGCUAAUUUAACUUUUUUCUCUUUUAUGUAUUUUUAAACAUAUAUUUUACAUUUUUAAAUAUAAAAAUUAACAUUUUUAAGUAUCAAGGAGUACUGCCUUCUGAAUCAGUCCUUUGAUCCAGCCGCCUAACGAGAGCCUCCUGAGGUGUUGGUCAAGACUCUUGGCUAUUAGACCAUUGGCCGUAAUGACAAUCGGCACAAUGACAGCCGUGGCGACAUUCUACAUGGCGACAACCUCGUGCGCUAAGUCUAGGCAAUUUAACUUAUUAUUUUCAGAAUCAAUUAUUAUUGGAAGAUAUAAGACUAUGUUGGGAAUGUACAGCGUUUCUACAGAGAGCUAGAACAUUCUAGAAGAAAGUACUAAAAGCCAAUGAGGUGCUGCAGAUGGGGCAGGUAGAGGUACAUGUAUGGCACUCAGUCAAGCCUAACCACUGUAUUACUGAAUGAUGUACAUCCCCAUACAAUUUACAUCAAUGAUUGUAACUUACAUUUAGACGUUAAAACCUGUGAUGAUGAAAAUGAUGAAAUUGGUGAACAAUAUGAUGGUAAUAUUUGUGAACUAAAUGAAGCUGAAGAUUCUGUGAAGACUGAAGGAGUUAAGGAGAAUAAAGAACCACAAAAACCGAAAAACAAUCGCUGGGCUAAAAAACGAGCUUUGCAAAACAAAAAACCGAAAUUCAAAAUUAUCACCGAGUAUUCUAAAGAUUACUUCAGAAAGAUAGAGUUAGAUAAUAAGGAGUUACCUUUAUUUAUGCAGAGUGAAAGAGACAGCGAAUACUUUAAAUCAAAACGGUAUAAAUGUGAGAAAUGUGUUUUGGUAUUUUCAAGUGAAAAGUUUCUUCAGAAACAUGACAAUAAAUAUCAUAGUAAGUCAACCCCAUACACCUGUGAUAUUUGUUCAUCAUCAUUAUCAAACAAACGCCUAUUAUCGCGCCAUGUGAAAUCGCACUAUAAUAAGUACAGCUGCACAAUAUGCGACUUUACUUGCUUCGAUAAAUCGCAGACGAAAUGGCACUUUCAGAAAUCGCAUAGGAGAAUAUUUCAGUGUGUUAAGUGUGAAUUGAAAUUUGGGUGUCGAAAAGAAUUCUUUAGACAUUACAAACAAUGGCACGAAAAGUUUAUCUGUGAUUACUGUGGGAUUAGCUUCAAAAUGAGAUAUUGUAUCAAGGAUCAUAUUAGAAAACAGCACGGCGAAUUCGUAUGCGUCACGUGCAACAAGCGCUGGGCCCGCUACAACGGGCUCUGGCUUCACAACAAGACGACGCACGCGCCCCGCCAGUCCGCCUAUUGCGUCGAGUGCGAUACUCACUACGCAGACGUGUAUAGAUACAGGUGGCACCUCGCUAACAGUGCUAAACAUACCAAGCAUAAGAAACAUCGGAUCCCCUGUCCAGGGUGUGAUAAAAUAUUCUCAAAGAACAUCUACAUGAAGGAUCAUUAUAAUUUAGUGCAUCUGAAGCAUUAUAAAUAUCGGUGUGAACAAUGCGAUAAGAAUUUCAUCCGCAAUGCUGAUUUAGUGAAACACACUAGGCGAGUCCACGAAGGCAUAUUACCCCCCAAGAAUAAAAUCUGCUACAUGUGCGGUAGAGGAUUUUCUACCAACAAGAUCUUAACGAACCACCUUCGCACCCACACGGGAGAGAAACCAUUCGCGUGUACUAUAUGUAACGCUCGCUUCGCUCAGAGCACGGCGCUGUCCGCUCACGCGAGGGCCAUACACCAUACUGUGCAGAAACAUGUUUAAACUAGUCGCUUUCCCGCGGUUUCACCCGCAUUCCGUGGGAACUACUGCCCGUACUGGGAUAUAAUAUAGCCUACUAGCUUUUACCCGCGACUUAGUUCGCGUGGAAUAAUGACUUUCGGCUAUAUGUAUGUUCGG
Molecule: messenger RNA, 2117 nt
Organism: Helicoverpa zea (corn earworm)
Lineage: Eukaryota; Metazoa; Arthropoda; Insecta; Lepidoptera; Noctuidae
Product: GDNF-inducible zinc finger protein 1-like
Exons: 9
Coding region: 642-1982 (446 amino acids)
Biological process (GO): regulation of transcription by RNA polymerase II
Cellular component (GO): nucleus
Molecular function (GO): DNA-binding transcription factor activity, RNA polymerase II-specific; RNA polymerase II transcription regulatory region sequence-specific DNA binding
Source: RefSeq, a predicted model, not a curated record